AUGGCACGCGAAAGGAAGUCCACAAUUGCCGAGUUCGAGGUGCAUGCCGUCUCUCAUCUGGCCCAUGUCUGCAAUCUGGAUAUCAGACAUGACGUUGCACCCGUCAGAAAUACCGGCAUCAUUUGUACUAUCGGACCGGCAUGUGGUACCGUGGAGAAACUGCGCGAGUUGAUGAAGAAUGGGAUGAAUAUUGCCCGGCUCAACUUUUCGCAUGGAUCUCAUGAGUCGCACGCCGAGACAAUCCGCCUUGUCCGCGAGGCUGCCAAUUCAUUCGACCCGCCGAUGGUGAUCGCCAUCGCCCUGGACACGAAGGGACCUGAGAUUCGUACCGGAAUGCUGCAGGCUGGUACCCGUGCCGAAGUGGAGCUGAUCACCGGCCAUUCAAUUCGUCUGACAACGGAACAACAUUUCGAGAAUUCGGGCACAUCGACUUGUCUCUACGUGGAUUAUGAGAAUCUACCAAAUGUCGUCAAGAAGGGCUCCCGAAUCUACAUCGAUGAUGGAUUACUGUCGCUUAUCGUCGAGGAGACAGAGGGAAAGGCCGUAGUUUGUACUGUGGAAAAUGGAGGGAUGCUCGGAUGCAGAAAAGGAGUCAACCUCCCCGGAACGAACGUCGAUCUGCCCGCCGUCACCGAAAAAGACAAGGCCGAUCUGCGUUUUGGGGUAGAACAAAAUGUGGACAUGGUGUUCGCUUCAUUCGUUCGUGACGGGGCUGGAGUACAGGAAAUUCGAGAAGUUCUCGGAGAGGAUGGUGCUCACAUCAAGAUUGUUUCCAAGAUUGAGAGCGAAGAGGGUGUCCUCAAUGCCGAUAGUAUAAUCGCGUAUUCCGAUGGAAUUAUGGUGGCCCGCGGAGACCUGGGAAUCGAAAUCCCAGCCGAGAAAGUGUUCCUCGCCCAAAAGAUGUUGAUCGCCAAGUGCAAUGCGGCUGGAAAACCGGUGAUCUGUGCCACGCAAAUGUUGGAAUCGAUGGUGUCCAAGCCGAGGGCGACCAGGGCUGAAUGUUCCGACGUGGCAAACGCGGUGCUAGAUGGUGCGGAUUGUGUAAUGUUGAGUGGAGAGACGGCAAAGGGACAAUAUCCCGUGGAGACUGUACAGAUGAUGCACGCUAUCUGUAAAGAAGCAGAAAAGGCGUUCUACCACACGAAAUUCUUCGAAGAGAUUCUGAUCGCGACGAAGAAACCGACAGAUAAGACACACACAACGGCCAUUGCUGCUGUACAGGCUGUUGUUAGUAGUCACGCGGAUGCCAUAUUGCUGCUGACUACUACUGGACAGACAGCCCGGCUGGUUUCCCGGUACCGUCCGGCUGUGCCGAUUGUGUCAAUCUCUCGAUCAGCUCAAACCGCCCGUCAACUUCAUCUCUACAGGGGUGUAUUCCCCAUUCAUUUCGAGACGGACCGUGACGCGGUGUGGGAUGUGGAUGUCGAAAAUCGUAUUGCUCAUGGAAUAGAGAUUGGAAAACAGAAGGGAUUUAUUCGAUCUGGAAGCACUCUUGUCAUUAUUACUGGAUGGCAUAGAGGCUCUGGUUAUACGAAUACACUGCGCGUCGUCACGGCUGCC
Mesorhabditis spiculigera is the source of this 1560-nucleotide messenger RNA. The record is from the annotation of a GenBank genome assembly. NCBI's taxonomy places the organism in Eukaryota, Metazoa, Nematoda, Chromadorea, Rhabditida, Rhabditidae.